CAGGGCAGCAAGGCUUCGAUCUCCUGGUGAUUGGCGGGGGAUCUGGUGGCCUGGCUUGUGCCAAGGAAGGCACCAGGUGGGGCCUGGGUGGCACCUGCGUCAACGUGGGUUGCAUCCCCAAGAAGCUGAUGCACCAGGCGGCACUGCUGGGUGGCCUGAUCCGAGAUGCUGGCCACUAUGGCUGGGAGGUGGCCCAGCCUGUGCCACAUGACUGGAGGAAGAUGGCAGAAGCUGUUCAGAACCAUGUGAAGUCCUUGAACUGGGGGCAUCGCGUCCAGCUGCAGGACAGAAAAGUCAAGUACUUUAACAUCAAAGCCAGCUUUGUCAAUGAGCACACGGUGUGUGGUGUUGCCAAAGGUGGGAAAGAGACCCUGCUUUCAGCUGACCACAUCGUCAUCGCCACUGGAGGGCGACCCAGAUACCCCACACACAUCGAAGGUGCCUUGGAAUAUGGAAUAACAAGUGAUGACAUCUUCUGGCUGAAGGACUCCCCUGGAAAAACGUUGGUGGUCGGAGCCAGCUAUGUGGCCUUGGAAUGUGCUGGCUUCCUCACUGGGAUUGGCCUAGACACCACUGUCAUGGUGCGCAGCAUCCCCCUGCGUGGCUUCGACCAGCAAAUGUCUUCCUUGGUCAUGGAGCACAUGGCAACGCAUGGCACCCGCUUCCUGAGGAGCUGCACCCCCUCCCAUGUUGGGAGGCUCCCAGAUGGGCAACUGCAGGUUACCUGGAAGGACCACACCUCUGGCAAGGGGGACACAGGCACCUUUGAUACCAUCCUGUGGGCCAUAGGUCGAGCUCCAGAAACCAAAAGCCUGAAUCUGGAGAAGGCUGGAGUGAAGACCAGUCCCAACAGUCAGAAGAUUCUAGUGGACUCGCGGGAGGCCACCUCCAUGCCUCACAUUUAUGCCAUUGGUGAUGUGGCAGAGGGGCGGCCCGAGCUAACACCCACAGCCAUAAUGGCUGGGAAGCUCCUGGCACAGCGGCUCUUCGGUGGGUCCUCAGACCUAAUGGACUAUGACAACGUUCCCACGACCGUCUUCACUCCACUGGAGUAUGGCUGUGUAGGGCUGUCUGAGGAGGAGGCUGUGGCACGUCAUGGACAGGAGCAUGUAGAGGUUUAUCACGCCUACUAUAAACCGCUGGAGUUCACGGUGGCUGAACGGGAUGCAUCCCAAUGUUACAUAAAGAUGGUGUGCCUCCGGGAGCCCCCACAGCUGGUGCUGGGCCUGCACUUCCUUGGCCCCAACGCUGGCGAAGUUACUCAAGGAUUUGCUCUGGGGAUCAAGUGUGGGGCCUCCUAUGUGCAGGUGAUGCAGACAGUGGGCAUCCAUCCUACCUGCUCUGAGGAGGUGGUCAGGCUGCGCAUCUCCAAACGCUCAGGCCUAGACCCCACCGUGACGGGCUGCUGAGGGUAAGCUGCCGUCCCUGUCAGCCGAGGCACACGGUGCCCACACCGCUAGACUCCAUGAAUGGAUCCAGGACUGUUGGCGGCUGGGCCCAGUGGGCCUCGCCUUACCCCUGGACAGCCCGUGAGAAAGUUGGCAUGGAGCACGUGCUGGACAGACGACCUGUGUGCCCCACAGGGACGGCAGGGGCUCUCAGCCCUCAUGCCCAAACCUCUUGCCCCCCACCCUCCUGCCUGAGCCAGUGGCCCCAGGUGCUGAUGCCAGAUGAUGACGACCUGGGCAGAAACCCACCAUGUGGGCUGCUCACGUCUGAGCCCCUGGCAUUUCUGGAGUGCAAAUAAAGAGGUUUUCCUGAAGCUU
Carlito syrichta (Philippine tarsier) is the source of this 1766-nucleotide messenger RNA. It is a transcript of the gene TXNRD2, whose product is annotated as thioredoxin reductase 2. Gene Ontology annotation, molecular function: glutathione-disulfide reductase (NADPH) activity; flavin adenine dinucleotide binding; thioredoxin-disulfide reductase (NADPH) activity. The coding region runs from base 129 to 1409 and encodes 426 amino acids. Gene Ontology annotation, biological process: cellular response to oxidative stress; cell redox homeostasis; glutathione metabolic process. Lineage: Eukaryota; Metazoa; Chordata; Mammalia; Primates; Tarsiidae. Gene Ontology annotation, cellular component: mitochondrion; cytosol. The record is from RefSeq and is a predicted model, not a curated record. The transcript is spliced from 16 exons.